CAAAACAAGAAGUCCAAUAUACAAUGUAUUUUUCAUUUUCUCAAACUAGUUACUUUCUAAUAGCACCUAUAGUUAAAUUGAAACCUAGUUGAAUAAAGUAUAAUGAAAACAAGAUUAGUUUGUAUAGUUUCCACAUACACACACAAUAAAAGACACGAGUCUCAUGACUUAACCAUGAGUAGUCUUUGGUCCCAGCUAAGCACAUUAUAUUGUCUCUUUUCUCUGAAAGUGAAAUACAGAAAAAGAAAACUCAAAAUUCAACAAAAGUCUUCUUAUGAAAAUGACUUUGUUUCCUUUUUUCUUUUUCGUCGGUUCUAUAGCCUCUAUUUAUGUAUUAGUCUCUGCACAUCUCUUACUUCAUUUUCUCAAACUUUUUCUCAAUCUAUUAAUCUUCCUCUUUCAUCAAUACAUAACCAAAAAAACAGGGUUGUUCUUCAUUGUGAACCUUUCCACAGCAUUGCAACAUGAAGAGACAUUCUUGUGGUUACAAACAAAACCUGAGAAAAGGUCUCUGGUCGCCUGAAGAAGACGAGAAGCUUCUCAAUUACAUCACUAAAAAUGGCCAUGGUUGCUGGAGUUCUGUCCCUAAACUCGCAGGUCUCGAGAGAUGUGGAAAGAGCUGUAGACUCAGGUGGAUCAAUUACUUAAGACCUGAUUUAAAAAGAGGAGCUUUCUCUUCAGAGGAACAGAAUCUCAUUGUCGAGCUUCAUGCUGUUCUUGGAAACAGAUGGUCACAAAUUGCUGCGAGGCUUCCCGGGAGAACCGAUAACGAGAUCAAGAACCUUUGGAAUUCUUGCAUUAAGAAGAAGCUGAUGAAGAAAGGCAUUGACCCUAUUACACAUCAACCUCUCUCCGAGGUUGAUAAAGAGACAAACAUAAGCGACAACCACAAUUCCACAAGUUUCUCCUCAAAAACUAACCAAGACUUCUUUGUCAAGCAAACGUCUGAUUUUUCCAAGUAUUCUGCGUUUCAGAAGCAAGAAUCCAACUCUGUUUCACUCGACAAUUCGCUCUCUUCCAUGAUCCCUACGCAAUUCAACAUCAACAUCGAUGGUUCUGUCUCAAAAGCGCGUUUUGAGACACAGGUAUGCGUGAAACCCUCGAUUAUUCUUCUUCCUCCUCCAGGCAACACUUCAAGCACUAUAGAUCAUGUAAAAGUGACAGAGCCUAAUUGGGAAACAAACUGUCGAACCACGAGCCACCGUGACAAUCCCGGUUUGGAAGAAAUGAAAUGGUCCGACGAGUACCUAAACGAAUCGUUAUUCUCUAGCCCAGUUUAUGUUAAAUCAGAGAUGGAUUUCAACUCCAACAUUGCCUUUCCUUGGAGCCAAAGCCAAGCUUGUGACGUGUUCCCCAAGGAUCUUCAGAGAAUGGCAUUUUCUUUUGGUCAGACCCUUUAAUUUUUAGUUUGAUAUCAAAUUUUUUUUUAUGCAAACCUUUUGUUGAAAAGAUCAUGAUGCUGUCGACAAAUCAAAGUUAUGUAUUUGCAUAAUAUAUUAAAGGAGAAAGAAGAAUGCAAAUGCAUGCAUUACUAAUUUAAGAAACCUAUUUCCUGGAACACAGUGUGGUCCAAAGUCACUUCUUUCACCGUUAUUCAGAAUUCAGACCUAUAAUCAGUUAACAGACAAAACAAAAGGUAUAGAAAACGACUAUUGUUAGAAAUCACUAAACAACAGAU
Messenger RNA from Arabidopsis lyrata subsp. lyrata, 1678 nucleotides. Its product is annotated as transcription factor MYB61. Gene Ontology annotation, biological process: regulation of stomatal movement. The coding region runs from base 465 to 1400 and encodes 311 amino acids. The transcript has 3 exons. NCBI's taxonomy places the organism in Eukaryota, Viridiplantae, Streptophyta, Magnoliopsida, Brassicales, Brassicaceae. The record is from RefSeq and is a predicted model, not a curated record.